AAAAAAAAAAAAAAAAAAAAAAAAAAAAACGAAAAAAAAAGAAAACAAAAGGAAAGGUAAUAAUGACGUAAUAUAAAGCCGUUCCGUCAUCUUCCUUCUUCUUCCCCGUUCUUCCUCUGAUUCUAAGCUUGCGUGCGAUCCCUCCGCUUCGGUGCAGCUCCCUCAGGGGCUGAUAAGUUAUGUUAAAAGAGAGGAUCCACUGCCAUGCAGAUCUGUUGCUGUUGGCUACAUAUGCAGAAUAAGUUUGAGUUACCAUCCUGUUAUAGUUUUUAUCAUCAUUACAGUUCAUAAACUUAUUGUAAAGACGUUAUCAGCUUACUGGCUUCGGGCUUCAGUCCUUUCAGUUAAGUUGGUACCGUCUUUGCGUCAUGCCAUAUUACAUACAGAGACUUUAUAAUACUUGCAAAGCUGCAUUGUCUCCUAAUGGACCUGUGUCAGAAGAAGCCCUUGAGAAAGUUCGUGCCAUGUUAGAAAAAAUCAAGCCCUCUGAUGUAGGCCUUGAACAGGAGGCACAGGUAGUUCGUAAUUGGUCGGGACCUGUGCAGGAACGUAAUGGGAGACGACAAUCAUUCCCACCAAUUAAAUACUUGCAUUUGCAUGAGUGUGAUAGCUUCUCUAUAGGUAUUUUCUGUAUGCCUCCAACUUCUAUCAUACCUUUUCAUAAUCAUCCUGGCAUGACCGUGCUGAGCAAACUAAUUUAUGGUUCCUUACAUGUCAAGUCGUAUGACUGGGUUGAUCUUCCAGGACUUGAUGAUAUUUCAGAAGCUCGACCCGCAAUGCUUGUCAAAGAUACAGAGAUGACAGCACCUACCCCAACGACUGUUCUAUAUCCCACAAGUGGAGGCAAUAUUCAUAGCUUCAGAGCCAUCACACCCUGUGCUAUUUUUGACAUCCUUUCUCCCCCUUAUUCUUCAGAACAUGGACGCCACUGUACUUAUUUCCGAAAAUCUCCAAGAAAGGAUCUCCCUGGUGAUUUUCAAUUGGAUGGAGAUGGAGAUGGAGAUUCAGUUUCUGAAGUGACUUGGUUAGAGGAAUUUCAACCUCCCGACAACUUUGUGAUCCGGAGAGGGCAGUACAAGGGACCUGUGAUUAGAACUUGAUCGAUAUUCCUGUUUUAGUUGUACCAUACAAUUUGGAAAACUGCAUCUUCUAAUUAUGAAUUAUUGAGCGAAAUUUCGGUAUAUGGGUUGUUCAUAGUCAUUGAAAAUAGUGAUAUUGACUGAAUUAGCUGCUCAUAAUUUGGCUUGCACAUAUGCUGCAUUGCACCUAAUUGAUCCCUACCUUAGCUUUACUUGCUAAUAAUAAUAUAUUUUGUGGGAAUUGCUUCA
Molecule: messenger RNA, 1328 nt
Organism: Cucumis sativus (cucumber)
Lineage: Eukaryota; Viridiplantae; Streptophyta; Magnoliopsida; Cucurbitales; Cucurbitaceae
Product: plant cysteine oxidase 5
Exons: 6
Coding region: 369-1100 (243 amino acids)
Molecular function (GO): oxidoreductase activity, acting on single donors with incorporation of molecular oxygen, incorporation of two atoms of oxygen
Source: RefSeq, a predicted model, not a curated record